Molecule: messenger RNA, 1037 nt
Organism: Verticillium nonalfalfae
Lineage: Eukaryota; Fungi; Ascomycota; Sordariomycetes; Glomerellales; Plectosphaerellaceae
Exons: 3
Source: RefSeq, a predicted model, not a curated record
AUGGCACGCUCUUGGACAGCCCCUCUUCUCCUGGCCGGUCUGGCCGUGGCACUACCUCAAGGCACUCCCGUCGUUCCGUCACCCUCCGGACAGGACUGCACCUGGCACGAGGACCACUGGGACUGCUCGACCCCAUGCGAGACGGUGACUACCACACGGCUCGCUAUUGAUGCGACCGUCACUGACUGGGACGCCUUCCGGUCGUCCAUGGACGCUGAGCACUCGACUUCUGAUGUCCCUUUCACUGGAAGCAGCGUGUUCGUGCAUACCUCGCUGUACACCUACCCUGGUGGCAGCUUCACUGGAUACCAGCUGUACGACUCGCAUGCCUUGACGCGUGCCGGCUUUAGCAUUACCACUGAGCUGGUGGCUGAGACCAGCUGUCCGACAACCUUCACUCUGCCGCCGUCGCCCACUGGUGCCAAUUGCAGCCCUCACCAAGACCAUUGGCACUGCGAUCCGACCUCUACUGCGGCACCCACAGCCACAGCGCCGCCCGUCGACGACACAGAGUGCACUCCUCACGACGACCACUGGCACUGCCCGCCAGGUGUUGAGGAGCCCCCCUUCCCACCCGGGGGAGAGCCUCCUGUCGCUUCGCCUUCGACGACGCCCCCCGUGGAGGAGGAGGACGAUUGCACGCCGCACGGAGACCACUGGCACUGCCCGCCAGGCGUCGAGGAACCCCCUUUCCCGCCUGGAGGUCAGCCUACCACCACUCGUCCUACGACUACCCCAACCACGCCUCCAUCGCCCCCCGAUGAUGAUGAGGAAUGCACGCCCCACGACGACCACUGGCAUUGCCCCCCUGGUGUGGAGGAACCCCCCUUCCCUCCUGGAGGUGAGCCUGGCCCUCCCACCACUCCCCCUCCGUCGGGCGGCGGCGGUGAUGGCGGCGAGGAAGAAUGCACUCCUCAUGAUGACCACUGGCACUGUCCUCCUGGCGUCGAAGAACCUGCUUUCCCUCCUGGCGGCUCGCCCUCUGACCCUACGACCCCUCCUCCGGCCGGCGGCGACGAUGGCGGCGAUGGCGGGGA